AUGGUGCGAAAUGCAGGUGGUCGGGCUUUUAACGCUAUCCGGACCUUAUCUGUGUUACAGACCAUUGGCGCCCCCGGUACCAUUAUAGUUAUGCACCAUACGGACUGCGGCUUGACGCAUUUUCAUAACGCCGACAUCAAACAGGCGCUACUCGAAAUUGCGCCCCAUGAACAGGAGUUAAUCAAGGCUCCCGAGUUCGGGAAAUAA
This is a messenger RNA of Penicillium odoratum, 207 nucleotides long. RefSeq lists its product as uncharacterized. NCBI's taxonomy places the organism in Eukaryota, Fungi, Ascomycota, Eurotiomycetes, Eurotiales, Aspergillaceae. Gene Ontology annotation, molecular function: carbonate dehydratase activity; zinc ion binding. The transcript has 2 exons. The record is from RefSeq and is a predicted model, not a curated record. Bases 1 to 207 code for a protein of 68 amino acids.